AAUAUAUAUGAUAAACAAGCUGUUUGUAGCAGGUUCACCUGCAGUCCCACCGGCUUAGGUUUGGGCGUGCUGGUCACUGUGUUAUCCUCUCUAUCUAUAUUUUCUCUCUAAAACCCUUUUCAUUUUUUUUUUUUUUCUGGUUUUUCAAAAAGAAAUUUUUAAGGUUUUCAAGAAUAUCAAAGUGACUCUCAUGGCUUCUCAAUCAGCAAAUUUAUGGGUUCUUCUGGGAUUGGGUUUGGCUGGAAUUCUUCUCAUGACAAGGAAGCUGAAGAAAGCCAUCAGAGAAGAUUUUGGUGCGUUCGUUGAGAAGUUUCAGCUCCUUCCUCCUCCUCAGCCUGCCCCUCCCAAAGCUCUUCAUCCCCUCACUGGCCUCACCUUCGCCGUUUCCGACGUAUUUGAAAUUGAUGGACAUGUGACUGGGUUUGGCCAUCCAGACUGGGCAAGGACACAUGAAGCAGCUUCUGGAACAUCCCCUGUAGUUUCUUCUCUUGUUGAAGGGGGUGCCACAUGCAUUGGGAAAACUGUUGUGGAUGAAUUAUCAAAUGGGAUAAGUGGAGAAAAUAAGCAUUAUGGUACCCCAACCAAUCCUGCAGCACAUCCAAGAAUGCCAGGUGGAUCCUCUAGUGGUUCUGCUGUGGCUGUAGCCGCUAAUCUUGUUGAUUUUUCACUGGGUAUUGAUACUGUUGGUGGCGUGAGACUACCUGCUGGAUUCUGUGGUGUUAUGGGAUUCCGGCCCUCAUACGGAGUAGUUUCUAACAUGGGAAUUAUACCUGUUUCAACAAGUCUUGAUACAGUUGGAUGGUUUGCUAAGGAUCAUAAUAUUCUACGUCGUGUUGGACAUGUAUUAUUGCAACUUCCAUAUGCAGUUCAGCGAAAUCCUCGGCAAAUCAUAAUAGCUGAUGACUGCUUUCAACUAGUUAAGAUUCCUGCAGACAGGAUUGUUCAAGUAGUGAUCAAAUCCACUGAGAAGGUUUUUGGAAGACAAGUAUUGAAGCAUGAAAAUCUUGGGAACUAUUUAAGUUCUAAAGUUCCAAGCUUGAAAGAAUUUCAGAGCAAGAAAACAAAUGGCCAAUUGAAAAAGUCAUCUCUCACAUUGCUUGCGGAUAUUAUGCGGUUUCUUGAAAGACAUGAGUUCAAACAUAAUCAUGGGGAAUGGAUUAACUCUGUGAAACCUGUUUUGGUUCCUUAUCUAUCAUCACAACUACAUGAGACCCUGGAGACAACAGAUACUGAGGUUGAAAAAUGUAAAUUAAUUAGGAAUGAGAUGCGUUUAGCGAUCAGUUCUCUGUUGAAGGAUGAUGGAAUUCUGGUGAUUCCGACCACUGCUGAUCCUCCUCCGAAACUUGGUGGGAAGGAGAUCUAUUCUGAGGAUUUCCAAAGCCGUUCAUUUAGUCUGUUAAGUAUUGCUAGCAUAUCAGGUUGCUGUCAGGUCACAGUUCCAGUGGGAUCUCAUGACAACUGUCCUGUUUCGGUGUCUUUUAUAGCCAGACAUGGGGGUGAUCGGUUUUUACUAGAUACACUGCAGAACAUGUAUGCAUCUUUACAAGAGCAGGCUGAUUUCGUUGCUAAAUCCAAAUUAUCAAGAAAUGCACUCAGCCGGGAAGAAUCAGCUGAAAUUGCCAAGGAAAAAGGCAACCAAGCAUACAAAGAGAAACAGUGGCAGAAAGCUAUUGGCUUCUACACAGAAGCUAUCAAACUCAACGGUGAUAACGCAACAUAUUACAGUAAUAGGGCUGCAGCAUAUCUGGAAAUUGGAAGUUAUGUUGCUGCUGAAACAGAUUGCACCAAAGCUAUCAACCUUGAUAGAAAGAACAUAAAAGCCUAUUUAAGAAGAGGAACAGCAAGAGAGAUGAUUGGCUAUUAUAAGCAAGCAAGUGAAGACUUUAAAUAUGCACUUGUUCUUGAGCCAACCAAUAAAAGAGCCUCCCAAUCAGCUGAAAGAUUGAGGAAGCUAUUUCCAUAAAGCAAUCGAGUGUAACAAGCUUCCUUGAGGUUUGAGAAAAAGUUAUCUGGCAAAUCCUCAAGAUUCAUCAUCUGGAAAAGACCCAUUGUGACAGUUGAAGAUUGCCAUUUAUCCCAACAGUAUUGCAGAUGAGAGGAAGGAUGUACUUUCCGAGUAAAGUUCAAAGUUGUGCCUUCUUUCAUGGUAUAUUAUAGGACUGAAAAUGUUUUUUUUUUCAAUUUUUUAGAGGACUUCAUGUUCUAUUGUUGCCAGAUACUCAGGUAUAGUCCAAUUUUGUUUUUUUGUUUUUUUCCUUUUUUUUUAUUUUAAUAUUUAUGUUUAGGUUGUAAUGCUUGCUUUGAGCUGAGGUUUAAAGGUUCUUUGUUAGGGUUCGAGUAUAUGCCACUACAAUUUCUAGCGAAUUACUUCUUGUUAAAAAAUGGAUCUUUGCAUUUAUACAAGUGGCUUACUCUGCCAAAUAGAUGGUAAUCAUGCAGAGGAAUCUGGUA
Ziziphus jujuba (common jujube) is the source of this 2451-nucleotide messenger RNA. RefSeq names its product outer envelope protein 64, chloroplastic. The coding region runs from base 191 to 1963 and encodes 590 amino acids. Gene Ontology annotation, molecular function: protein binding. The transcript is spliced from 13 exons. The record is from RefSeq and is a predicted model, not a curated record. Lineage: Eukaryota; Viridiplantae; Streptophyta; Magnoliopsida; Rosales; Rhamnaceae.